Molecule: messenger RNA, 1628 nt
Organism: Drosophila innubila
Lineage: Eukaryota; Metazoa; Arthropoda; Insecta; Diptera; Drosophilidae
Product: gastrula zinc finger protein XlCGF26.1
Exons: 1
Coding region: 26-1450 (474 amino acids)
Biological process (GO): regulation of transcription by RNA polymerase II
Molecular function (GO): RNA polymerase II cis-regulatory region sequence-specific DNA binding; DNA-binding transcription factor activity
Source: RefSeq, a predicted model, not a curated record
AAAAGUGUAAACAAAUAAUUGUAUAAUGCUUAAAGCACUCAAGCCGGACACAUUCGCUGGCGUUGCGAAUGCCAAGUGCGGUGAGGUGUAUUUCCAGAGCUUAAACAGUUAUCGCAUUGACUGCGCCUUCUGUGAAAUUAAGAGUUUCGUGUUUGCCGAUUUUCUGCUGCACAUACAGAACGAGCACUUUGAGAAUGAGCUGCUCAAGACAGAGACACUGCAGCCGAAGCAGGAGCAGUCGAUGACACAACAAGUCAAUGUCAGUUCCUGGCAUGAAGUCAACAAUGGAGCCGACCACAGUGAGAAUGAAUUUAAUGCUGACACUAAACCGGACAACGAUACUGGUGAGGAUGAGGAUCACGAUGAGGAUGAUGAGGUUGUGGAUCCAGUUGAUGUGUCCAGCAGUGCCAUAGCUAUCAUGAAAUGGGACAACGGCAGGGAGUCAGUGCGUCACACGCGCGCCUUGAAAGUCGACUACAAUGAGGAGUCCGAUAUGGAGCACACAGAUUCGGAGCAGAGUAAAUCACUUAAGGUCAAGAAGGAGCAGCUGGCCUGCACGCACUGUGACAAAAGCUAUCAAAGCAAAAAGUUGCUAAAGCGUCACAUGGAACGACAGCACAGAUUUGACGUGGAUUCAGUCUCAGAUUUCAACGGUGAGGCUGAUAUAGAAGUAGAUGUAGAUAUAGACGUGGACGAGGACUACGUGCCUCCCAAAGUGCACAGUUCGAAGCCCUCCAGCGAAUACAAAUGCGAGCACUGCGACAAAGUCUAUCAGGGCAAAUACACGCUGCGACAACAUAUGAAACGGGAUCAUGAUCAUGCCAACCUGACCGAACCCGAAUCCUUCAUCUGCGUGGAGUGCAAUGCACAAUUGCCACGACUGCGACUUCUCGACGAGCACAUGCUGAAGGUGCACGGCGGUGCGGCAUGUGUGAUCUGUGGCCGAAGGUACAAGACACGCCACGACCUGAAGCGUCAUCAGUUGCUGCACUCGAAUGAGCGUAAUGUGGCAUGCAAUUAUCCGGGAUGCGAGAAGCGUUUCUUUACCAUCCACCACUUGCGCAAUCACAGCAAAGUCCACUCCGAGCAGAAGAACUUUGUAUGCGAAAGCUGUGGCUACAGUUGUCGCAACAAGGAAACAUUACGUGUCCAUUUGCGGAGUCACACCGGCGAGCGACCAUUUGGCUGCAAGGUGUGCGACAAGCAUUUCCCCUCCCAUUCCGGACUGCGGGAGCACAUGGCCAUGCACUCGACGGAACGGCCGCAUGUCUGCAAGGUGUGCGGUGCAACAUUCUCCCGCCAAAAGGGACUCUAUCAUCACAAGUUCCUGCACACGGCCACCAAGCAAUUUGUGUGCAAAUUGUGUGGCAAUGCCUAUGCACAGGCAGCUGGUCUGGCUGGACACAUGCGCAAGCAUCGCAAUGAUGAGCUCAACCUGUCACAUUUCUAAUCGCUCCAAUAUGUUUGAAAUUCUCUUCUGUUAUUUGUUAUGGUUUUAUGUUUACGAACUCAGGCAUAGGUUAGGCUCAUUCAUUUUUCUACUGUUUUAACUUUAAACACACAACUACACAAAUGUGUAUAAUGUAUUCUAAGCUAUUAAACGUCUUACCACAUACAUUUUUUUUAAA